UGCCCCCUGGCGGGCGGGAGGAGCCAUUUCCCCUCCAUCGGGAGACCCCAAAAUGGGCCGAUUUCGCCUUUUUUUGGGGGUGUUUUGAUGCCUGCCGAUGACGUGGGAGCUCCGGCGGGGACGGGGCGGAGGGAACGGCGGCGGUCGGGAGCCCCCGGGGAGGCCCAAGGCCCAGAAGUAGAGGCAGAAAGCAUUUUUGGGGCGAAAUGGCCUAAAAAAGGGGGCCCAGAGGUGACGUCAUCGGCGGUGGGAGGGAGAUGGGGGCGUCCCCCCAAAGGCCACCCCAACGGCCACCCCCGUGAGGGCUGGCAGCGAGGGGACAGCCACGCGUCACCGGGAUCUUCGUCACCGGGAUCGGCUCCACCAGGUUCACCAUCACCGGGUUGACCAUCACUGGGUUGACCAUCACCGGGUCAUCUUGACUGGAUUCAUCUUGACCAGGUUGACCAUCACCAGGUUCAUCAUCACCAGGUUGACCAUCACUGGGUCAUCUUCACCAGUUGGCCAUCACCAGGUUCAUCUUGACCAGUUCACCAUCACCAGGUUCAUCUUGACUAGGUUGACCAUCACUGGGUCAUCUUGACCAGUUUGCCAUCACCAGGUUCACCAUCCCCAGGUUCACCAUCACCGCGUCAUCUUGACCAGAUUCAUCUUGACCGGUUCACCAUCACUGGGUCAUCCUCACCAGUUGGCCCAUCACCAGGUUGACCAUCACCAGGUUGACCAUCACUGGGUCAUCUUCACCAGUUCACCAUCACCAGGUUCAUCUUGACCAGUUUGCCAUCACCAGGUUGACCAUCACUGGGUCAUCUUCACCAGUUGGCCAUCACCAGGUUCACCAUCACCAGGUUGACCAUCACCAGGUUCACCAUCACUGGGUCAUCUUCACCGGUUCACCAUCACCAGGUUGACCAUCACUGGGUCAUCUUGACCAGUUGGCCAUCACCAGGUUGACCAUCACCAGGUUGACCAUCACCGGGUCAUCUUGACCGGAUUCAUCUUGACCAGGUUGACCAUCACCAGGUUCUGACCAUCACUGGGCCAUCGUCACCAGGUUUACCAUCACCAGGUUGACCAUCACUGGGUCAUCUUCACCAGUUGGCCCAUCACCAGGUUGACCAUCACCAGGUUGACCGUCACUGGGUCAUCUUCACCAGUUGAUCAUCACCAGGUUCAUCAUCACCAGGUUCAUCAUCACCGGGUCAUCUUGACCAGAUUCAUCUUGACCAGUUCACCAUCACCAGGUUCACCAUCACUGGGUCAUCCUCACCAGUUGGCCAUCACCAGGUUCAUCAUCACCAGGUUGACCAUCAUUGGGUCAUCUUCACCAGUUCACCAUCACCAGGUUCAACAUCACCAGGGUCAUCUUGACCAGUUCACCAUCACCAGGUUCACCAUCACUGGGUCAUCUUCACCAGUUCACCAUCACCAGGUUCACCACCGCCAGGUCAUCUUCACCAGUUCGCCAUUGCUGGGUCAUCUUUGAUGGGUUCAUCUUGACCAGGUUCACCAUCACCAGUUCACCAUCACCAGCUUCGUCUCGACCUGGUUCACCAUCACCGGAUUCACCAUCGCCGGGUCGUCUUGACCAGUUCACCGGCACCAGAUUCACCAUUGCUGGGUCAUCUUUGAUGGGUUCACCUUGACCAGUUCACCAUCGCUGGGUCACCAUUACCAGCUUCACCUUCACUGGUUCUCCUGGUUGACCUCCAGGCCCAGCAGCACCGUGGGGAGGAGGUGGCCAUGGCCGAUGGGAACCCCCAAAUCCUGCCAAAACGCCCCAAAGUGGAGGAGGUGGGUGGCGAGACGCAGCCCAAGGAGGAGGUGACGGAGGAGCCACCUCUCCCCCUGGUCCCACCUACGGUACAAGAGGAGAUCCCCAUGGUCUUCAACGCCUACGCCACGGCGCCGGCAGCCCGGAGGCGGCGGGAGAAGGUCGUUGGUGGUGGUGGUGACGGUGGCCCCGUCGCCGGGCUCCCCGUGGACCGGCGCAAGUCCAAGGUGUGGAAUUACUACGCCAAGUUGGGAGACGCCUACGUGGAGUGUAACAUCUGCAAGAAGCAGCUCUCCUUCCACAACAGCACCACCACCAUGAGGGAGCACCUGGUGAGGAAGCACGGCAUCCGCGACACCCUCCUCUCCCACCUCAAGGACGACCAAGGCACCGAAAGCGACUCGGCCGGGCCGGAGAACGCCGGGAAGCGCUGCCGGUUGACGCCGGAGAACGGGUUCCACCACCCGCCAGAGCCCAGGAGCGAGGUCAUCACCGAGCUGGUGGUGGAGAUGAUCUUCCGUGACCUGCACCCUCUCUCCUUGGUGAAGGACAAAGGGUUUGGGCUCCUCUUGGGCUACCUGGAGCCCGGGUUCGCCCUCCCGUCGCCGGCCCACCUCGCGGGGGGGUUGUGGCACCGUUAUGGUGCCCUCAAGCAGCAGCUGGAGAGGUACCUGGGGACGGCGCAGGCCCUGGUGCUCUGCGUGGAGUCCUGGACCUCCCAGUUCCACCAGUCCUACUGGAGCGUGACGGCCAACUUCAUCGACGGGGAGUGGCGCCGGGCCCGCUGCUUGAUGGAGACCCAACGGGCCAAAGCCCAGGGGAUGUUGGGGGAGAAGCUGGUGGCCCUCCUGGCCCAGUUUGGCUUGUCGGGCAAAGCCAUCUUCUGCCUGAUGCACGACGGGGCCACCACGGAGGUGACACACGGCUGGAGCGAGGUGCCUUGCGCCGCCCGCACCCUCCAGCUCUGCGUCAAAGCCGGGCUGGAGGUCCAAGAGGUGGAGGAAGCCCUCGCCGUGGCCCGUGGCAUCGUUAGAUACUUCCAGCAGGACCCCAAAGCCACCCGCUCCUUGACCAGCAAGCUGGAAGCCAUCAACAAAUCCCAGCUGAAGCUGGUGGUGGAUACUGGGGUGCGGUGGCUCACCACGGUGGAGAUGUGCGAGACCCUCUUGGAGCUGAAGUGGGCCAUCAUGGCGGUGCUGGAAGAAGACCCCAAGGGGGCCGCCGGGGUCCAGAACUUGGCCGACCACCAGUGGAAGCUCCUGCAGGACCUGCUGCCCGUCAUGAGGACCCUCAAGUUGGCCACCGCCUUCCUGCGGGAGGAGCAGAACGUCUCCAUCUCCUCCCUCCUGCCUUGCGUCCACGGCGUCAUCGCCGCCAUCGGCCAACAGGCGGAAGAGGCCAGCGCCGUCAUCAAGAGGGUGGUGGCCAUCGUUGGGAUGGAGCUGAGGCAGCGCUGGGGGCUGGCGGAGGAGGAGAAGCUUCUGGAAAGCCCGGCCGUUAUCGCCUCCUUUUUGGACCCCCGCUUCAAGGAGAUGAGGUUCCUCAGCCCCAGCUCCAGAAACGAGCUCCACCAGCGGGUGAAGAACAUGUUGUCGCAGGUCUGUGGCCCCCAAUCUCCACCCGCCGCCCAUUUUUGGGGGCCAAACCCAGAUUCUAAAGCUCAGGCGGGCAACCAAGUGGCCUGUUGCGCCAACGCCGGCUCGCAGAGCGUCUACGACGUCCUCCUGGGGAAGGACCCGACGGAGAACAUGCCCGAGAUCCACCAGCAACUGGAGAACUACGUGGUGGAGCCCCUCUGCAAGCGCAGCACCGACCCCUUGGACUGGUGGAAGAGCAACGAGCGCCGCUUCCCGGCCGUGGCCCAGCUGAGCCGCCGUUUCCUGGCCAUCCCGGCCACCGUUGUCCUGGCCGAACGGGCCUUCUCCACCGGCCAGAGCCUCCUGGAGCACCGCCGGGCCCUCCUGGCGCCGGAGAACUUGGAUCCCAUCCUCUUCCUCCACCAAAACCACGAUUUUUUGGAGACGUUAAGAAACGGCAACGAGAGGCGGAGCAGGAACCCCCACCCCGAGCCCUUCCGGGGGUCAGCGGGGGUUUAAUCCUCCCCCCCCAUGGUGGUCCUCGGAAGGGUUUCCCCUUUGGAAUCUUCAACAUUCAAUAAAAAUGUUUUUUUAUAUAUAUUAUUUUUAAAAAUACAAGUGUUGAAGCCAAAGGAGAAUGUUCCCACCUUCCUCCUGCACCGGGGAGAGGAGUUUAUGGAGGCCCAGACCCGAGGAUUUGUCCUUUAAAGUGAAAAAGCAACCAAAAUAGCGAUUUAUUUUCCGCUGGAUGUGAAUAUUCAGCAAAAAUGAUACAAACCCAGGAAAAUCUGGUGGGCUGGAAACAUAAAAAAUCAGCCUUUUUCUGCCCUGGGUGGAGACAGAGCCCCUUUUCUUUCCAUUUCUUCCCUUCAACUCGUCAAACCCUCCCUUUUCCCUCCCAAAUGGGGUCUUAAUUGAUGCAAAUCAACCCCCCACCAAUAAAAUAAACGCGAUGAAAAUUGAAAAUAAGCCAAAUCGGGCGCUGGAAACACAAGGAAAAGGCGAGGGUGACUCUGCCUCCAUCACAAAACGCCUUGAACCGCCCCAAUUCUGCUGUGGAGUGACUUUUAUUUGCUUAAUUAUCCCGCAAACGUGACGAGCGGGGCAAGGACUUGAAGGUUCACCAAGAAAAUUUCAUAAAUGAAGUGAAAAAAAACCAGCUUAAAAACUCACCUUCUUUCUAGGUGAGAAGGCUGAAACGCCGCGUGCGACCAUGGUUAAAUAGAAUGACUAUUUUUGGGGUGAUUUUUCCCUCUUCUGUC
This is a messenger RNA of Calidris pugnax (ruff), 4613 nucleotides long. RefSeq names its product zinc finger BED domain-containing protein 1-like. The transcript is spliced from 4 exons. Bases 1744 to 3870 code for a protein of 708 amino acids. The record is from RefSeq and is a predicted model, not a curated record. Gene Ontology annotation, molecular function: protein dimerization activity; DNA binding. Lineage: Eukaryota; Metazoa; Chordata; Aves; Charadriiformes; Scolopacidae.